AUGGAGCUACCGGACAGCGUGGGGGACGAGGGGAUGGAGAUCGAGGGAUCGGCCACUACAGCUGCCUUCAUAAACACCAGCUCAGGUGUUGCCCCAAAUGUCACCAACAUGACAUUUUUCCCCUACUACGCGCACUCUUUGUACGUCGCCACCGGCUACAUCGUGGCCUACUUUUUCAUCUUCCUGCUGUGCAUGGUGGGCAACAUCCUGGUGUGUCUGAUCGUGCUGGAAAACCGGCAUAUGCGCACGGUCACCAACCUCUUCAUCCUCAACCUGGCAAUCAGCGACCUUCUGGUGGGCAUCUUCUGCAUCCCGACAACGCUGGUGGACAACCUGAUCACAGGUUGGCCCUUUUCCAACAUGGUGUGCAAAAUGAGCGGCUUCGUGCAGGGAGUGUCCGUCUCCGCUUCGGUCUUCACUCUGGUGGCGAUCGCUGUCGAAAGGUUUCGCUGCAUCGUGUACCCUCUUAAACCCAAGCCAACUGUGCUUGUUGCCAAGGCAGUCAUCGUGUUGAUCUGGGUGCUGGCGGUGGCGAUCAUGUGUCCUGCUGCGGUGGCGCUGACCGUGGAGAAAGUCCCUUUUCACUUCUUGGUGCACGACAACGACUUCAACCACACGUAUCCCCUGUACACCUGCUACGAGAACUUCUCCUACCCUCAGAUGACAAAGAUCUACACGGCCGUCCUGUUCGCUCACAUCUACUUGGUGCCCCUCAGCCUCAUUAGUCUGAUGUACGGCAGCAUCGGAGUCAAGCUGUGGUCGUCCGUGGUGGCCAACAGAGAGCCGCAGGUGGCCAACGCCACCGUCCAGGUGGUGGGGAGGAGAAGAGGUCAGCAAAUAAUAUCCAAGAAAAAGAUCAAGGUGAUAAAGAUGCUCAUCCUGGUGGCUUUGCUGUUCAUGCUCUCCUGGUUGCCACUCUGGACCCUCAUGAUGAUGACGGACUACGCAGGUUUGGGCAGGGACCAGCUGGAACUUCUGACCAGCUACAUCUUCCCUUUUGCCCACUGGCUGGCUUUUGCCAACUCCAGCGUCAACCCCAUCAUCUACGGGUACUACAACGAGAACUUCAAGAGGGGCUUCCAGGCUAUGUGCCAGUCCAGGCCCAUCUGCUGCCUCCUGCAGUGCCACCUGUGGAGGAAGAUGGCAAGGUGGGGCAGGAAGGACCGGUCUGUCGACGCACAGUGUGGAGCCACCGACUUCAGAGACGCCAUUGGCAAUCACAACCACCUUGGGUUGGGGCUGAGAAAUCGAGUCCACAACGACAACAAGUUGUGCGACGUGACAGAGCAGAACCGGGGGGGCAGGGUGCGCUGUGUGGUGGUCCAUUCGGAGAGAAGUGUUUCGGAUCGAGGUUUAGAAAUGGCAAAUAUUCACAAGAAAAGCACUACAGGAGAGGAGAUGGCCAGCACAAGAUCAGGAGGGGGGUUUGAGGCGUGGGAUAACUGA
Molecule: messenger RNA, 1446 nt
Organism: Labrus bergylta (ballan wrasse)
Lineage: Eukaryota; Metazoa; Chordata; Actinopteri; Labriformes; Labridae
Gene: npffr1l2
Product: neuropeptide FF receptor 1 like 2
Biological process (GO): cellular response to hormone stimulus; G protein-coupled receptor signaling pathway
Cellular component (GO): plasma membrane
Molecular function (GO): peptide binding; neuropeptide receptor activity
Source: RefSeq, a predicted model, not a curated record